Messenger RNA from Hymenoscyphus albidus, 5404 nucleotides. The record is from the annotation of a GenBank genome assembly. Lineage: Eukaryota; Fungi; Ascomycota; Leotiomycetes; Helotiales; Helotiaceae.
UGAAUAUGCGCCAAAGCCUUUUAUUCACUUAUGGCAGCUUUCUGGGAUGCGUUUCUGAUAAUAUCUGGAUCGCCUGCUUCUCCGCCAUCUAAUGAUGCCAGCAUGAAAAAUCUUCAUCUUGGGAAUCUCAAGAAGUGAUAUCUAGAACAUUGCUAACACUGCCGUCCCUAGCCCCACCAUCGACGGCGACCUUGCCCAACCUGAAUACCUCAAGAUCUCCCUCCAAUGGAGACGCUUCUCCGUUGGAGCACUCCAUACUUACGAACGAUGACGCUCCAUACGAUAGUGAAUCCGCCCUCUCCGAGGUAGCGGUUGCCAUCGUCGACCGACCCUCAUCGGCGUCCUCGACAAAUCAUCAAUCCGAAUUCGGCGCUGGAGGUACAGAUGUUGAAGAAUCCUCUGUGGCGGAAGCCGAGGGUGAAUCUGACGAUGCCGAGUUCGAUAUGGAGGACAGUCCUGCUCCUGUUGUUGCCAAUGGCGAGCGGGCAGAUAGAUCAACGUCUACAGAUUCGCGUCGUCCUCCCAAGCGAAAGGCGGCCGUUGAGGACCAGCAUAUACUGGCCAAUCCAGAAUUAUACGGACUUCGGAGAAGUGUGAGUAUUCCUAUGGAAUUACAAUGUCCUGGCCUCUUUACUAAUUUUCAAUUACAGGGUCGGCCAGUCCAACAUCGUCCUAUUGUAUGUUGUCUGCUAUUGGCUGAAACUAUUGACUUCCCCAUGUACUAGGCAAAAGCUCACACUUCAUAGAUUGAGUCUGAUGAUGACGAUGUUAAUAAUGACGACUCUGAUUCAGAUGUCGUGGCAUCUCGCAGACCGAAACGAAGAAAGCAGGAGCGGUCGCGACCAGGUAAUUGACCUGAACAUGCUUUCAAAAAACAAAUCUUUAUGCUAAUUGGUUACCUAUAGUCUCUAAACGGAACACCCCAGCCAUUCCUUCGGCUUCAGCCUCCGAAUCAGACAGUGAUACAUAUGGCGGUGCCCGCGCUCGAAAAUUAACAAAAAAGAAUCGUCGGCAGGCCGAGUCGAAUAGCCUAGCCCCCGCCUAUCAAGAAAAACGAUGGAGCAAUCGCAGAGCGGCACAAGUUACAGCAGGAGCAUACCAAGAGAGCGACGCAGAGUUGGAUGACGAGUCUGAGAUGAUGACGCCAAAUCAAUGGAUGGCGGAUGUUGAGGAUACCUCUGCAUAUGUAGAUCAGGUUCUGAAGCAUAAAUUGAAGGAAGGAGAGUCCAUGGACAAUCCUGAAUUGGGUCGUGAUAAUUUUGAGUAUUACAUCAAGUGGCAAGGCAAAUCGCAUUACCAUUCGACAUGGGAGACAACAACAACCUUGACAGGUGUUCGAGGCUUCCGCCGUCUUGAGAAUUAUUACCGAAAGGUGGUUCUUGAGUCAAUAUUCAUGGAGCGCGGCGAAGAUAUCCCUCCUGAAGAGAAAGAAAAGUGGAUGCUGGAAAGAGAGCGGGAUUCUGAUGCCUUACUUGAUUACACCAAAGUGGAAAGGGUCAUCGGAAAUCGUAAUGGAGAGGAAGAGACCGAGUACUACGUAAAGUGGAAAGGUCUUUACUAUGAAAGCUGUACCUGGGAAAGUGCUUCACUUGUUAGCGAACUCUCCCAGGACGCCAUUGACGGCUUUCUGGACCGCAGCUCUCGAACCCUGACUUCGUCCAAAGAAGAGUCCAACCCAAAUACUCGUGGACCACACAAGACCAUCCGAGAGCAACCUUCAUACAUCAUGAAUGGUCAACUACGAGACUUCCAAAUCAUGGGUCUAAAUUUCUUGGCUUAUAAUUGGGCGAACAACAAGAAUGUAAUCCUGGCAGACGAGAUGGGUUUGGGAAAAACCGUACAAACAGUGGCUUUUAUGAAUUGGCUCCGAAACGACAGAAACCAACAAGGUCCAUUUCUCGUUGUGGUCCCUCUGACUACUAUCCCCGCCUGGGCUGAUACCUUCGACUACUGGGCACCCGACCUGAACUAUGUCAUUUAUAAUGGCAAAGAAGCAUCUCGAAGUAUCAUCCGGGAGUAUGAACUUCUCACUGAUGGAAACGUCAAGCGUCCAAAGUUCAACGUUCUCCUCACCUCUUAUGAGUAUAUUCUCACCGACGCUACCUUCUUAGCUCAAAUCAAAUGGCAAUUUAUGGCAGUAGAUGAGGCCCAUCGUCUGAAGAAUCGAGAAUCACAGCUCUAUCAAAAGCUCCUCGACUUCAAAGCUCCCAGCCGGUUACUCAUCACUGGUACUCCCGUUCAAAACACAUUGGGAGAAUUGUCUGCUCUCAUGGACUUCCUUAUGCCUGGAGUUCUACAAAUUGAAGACGACAUGGAUUUGACGGAGGAGGCUGCUGGUCAGAAGAUUGCUGAUCUUACCACCCAAAUUCAACCGUACAUCCUACGCCGCACAAAGCAGAAGGUUGAGAACGAUCUACCACCAAAAACGGAGAAAAUCAUCAGAGUCGAGCUUUCGGAUGUUCAGGUUGAAUACUACCAGAACAUCAUGAAGAGAAAUUACGAGGCUCUCAACCAGGGUUCUACGGGGCAAAAACAUUCUCUCCUGAACAUCAUGAUGGAACUCAAGAAAGCUAGUAACCAUCCAUAUAUGUUUCCAAACGCCGAAGAGAAGAUUUUAAAAGGAAGCCCGAGACGUGAUGACCAACUCAAAGGGCUAAUUGCCAGCAGUGGCAAAAUGAUGUUACUGGAUCGUCUUCUUGACAAACUCAAGAAGGAUAAUCACCGAGUCCUGAUUUUUAGCCAGAUGGUCAAGAUGCUUGACAUACUCGGAGAUUAUCUUCAACUUCGUGGUUACCAAUUCCAACGACUCGAUGGCACGGUUGCCGCAGGUCCCCGUCGUAUGGCCAUUGAUCAUUUCAAUGCGGAGGGAAGUAAUGACUUUUGCUUUCUGCUGUCAACCCGAGCCGGAGGUCUUGGUAUCAAUUUGAUGACCGCCGACACUGUGAUCAUCUUUGAUUCAGAUUGGAACCCUCAAGCAGAUUUGCAAGCAAUGGCUCGAGCCCAUCGAAUUGGUCAAAAGAAGCCCGUCAGCAUUUAUAGGUUGGUUUCAAAGGCCACAGUCGAGGAGGAGGUCCUCGAGCGUGCCCGUAACAAACUUAUGCUUGAAUUUAUUACAAUCCAAAGAGGUGUGACCGACAAGGAAAAGAAAGAGCUCCGCGAGAAAGCGGUCAAGGCUGGCAAAAUUGGUGAUCCAAAGUCCUCUGACGAUAUUUCCCGAAUCUUGAAAAAGCGGGGACGCAAGAUGUUUGAACAAACUGGUAACCAAAAGAAACUUGAAGAACUCGACAUUGACUCUGUUCUAGAGAAUGCCGAAGAACACAAAACUGAAGUUCCUGAAGGAAUGGAUGCCGACGGUGGCGAAGACUUCCUCAAGAGUUUUGAAUAUACCGAUGUCAAGCUUGACCUUGAAUGGGAUGACAUCAUUCCAAGAGAUCAACUCGACGAGAUUAAAGCCAAGGAACAAGACCGUGCGAACCAAGAGUUCCUCCAGAAGAUGCAGGAAGAGAACGCACCUCGUAGAGCCGCGAUGAAAAACACCGCAGAAUACGAGCGAGAACGGCGUCUCGAGAAGAAACGAGAAAGAGACCAGGCGAAGCAAGACGAAUUGGAUGAGAAGCGCGAAGCUCAGGCCAAUCUUGCUGAUCCGAAGCGACCGCUGAAUGAGAAGGAGGCAAGAAAUCUUCAUAGAGCAUUCCUUCGUUAUGGUUCAAUUGAAGAACGAGGCGAGGAGCUCAUCAAAGAUGCUCGCCUCAUUGGUCGAGAUCUCAAUCUGAUGGCGGACUUUAUCAAAGCAAUCACAGACGAGAGCAAGAGACUACUUGCAGAAGACCAAGCCAGGAUUGCUGCGAUGGAACGCGAAUCAAACAAACCACUUACUAAAAAAGAUAAAAAGGCAGUUCUCUUUGAUUAUCUGGGUGUGAAGAGGUUGAAUGCGGAGACUGUUUUGGAGCGCCCAGGAGAGAUGGCCAUGCUCAAGAAUCUCGUGGCCAAUUUAGCAGACUAUAAGAACUUCCGGGUUCCCGACGCGUCGAAAGCGGCACAUUAUUCUUGUCCUUGGGGGGCUCGCGAGGAUGGUAUGUUACUCGUGGGCAUCCACAGGCACGGCUAUGGAGCUUGGGUUCAAAUUAGAGAUGAUCCGGAUCUUGGUCUGAAAGACAAAUUCUUCCUCGAGGAGCACCGAGUUGAUAAGAAAGAGGAACGCAUCAAGGGUGACGAACAAAAAGUGGCUAAAGCACCUGGUGCUGUUCAUCUUGUUCGUCGCGCCGAUUAUCUCCUGUCGGUGCUGAAAGCCAAGCACUCUGAUAGUCAAGCGGCCAAACGGGCGGUUGAGAACCACCACCGGAAUAACAAGAAAAACGAUAGGACCAAUGGACAUCGACGUUCCGAGGCCAGAGGAUCUGUUUCUGCUUCGCCUGCCCCACAGAACAAGAAGAAUCGCCUCCUCGACAGGGACCGAGAUCGGGACCGUACCCAUAGUCACAGCUAUAGUCGCAGCGACUCCCAUUCCAAGCCUGACUUGAAAAGAAAGCAUAGUGCACCAGAGGACGAUCGACACUCAAAACAUCGUAAAUCGGACCACGGCCAUUCCAAGUCGACCAGCGAACCCGAUCCUAUGAUGCGUAUAGUCUUCAAGCCCGUGAAGGAGAGUUUGAAGAGGAUACAAGCAGCGACCAAGGAGCGCAUCAAAUCACAGAAAGAACGUGCCAGUGUGAUGAAGAGCGAGCUUGUGGUGAUCGGAGACUUUGUGGAAGCUGAGUUGAAAGAAACUCCUUCAACUCAGGUGAAGUCGCUGCGGUCCAGGUUUUGGUUGGUCUUCGAACGCCCAUUUUGAAACCCCUACUAACAUUAUGAAUAGGGGCUAUGUUGCAACAUUCUGGCCAGUAGUUGAUUCAUCAAUCACUGGAGUCCGCCUGGAAACAAUGUAUCUUAGGAUCAGAUAUCCGGAUGGAAAGCCCGGUGACACUGGGACUAAUGGUGCCUCAUCAUCGAAGGGGUCAGCGACCAAGACCUAAAAGCUUGGGGCGUCCUUUCACAUAGAAUUUGAUGUGAUUUUACGAAUUCAUUGCGUUGGCGUUAACGGUGUGGGACGCGGCAAGGCAACCAUACCUUGUGUCUGAAAGGGAUUCAUGGCAUCGUACGGCGCUUUUGUUUUAGUGUUUUGUAUUGUUUAUUAGAGGAAGGUAUCAUCCUCGGAGGUGGAGUUUUUAUAGUGUUUUUUCUCUGUCCGGGGGUUGGUGUCACAAUCGUACAAGAACUCAAAAUUUCUGGUGGGAGCGGCAUUUCUGGUGAUCUACAGUUUUUUGGAUGGAGAGUCCAAGAAGGCAUGGUGAAAGUAGCGAUUACUACUUUGGAGGUAGAGUAGUUACAACAAAGCGAAACAAGAAGUUACAAAUAUUAAUUCAGC